Coccinella septempunctata (seven-spotted ladybird) is the source of this 2480-nucleotide messenger RNA. RefSeq names its product homeotic protein ultrabithorax (gene Ubx). The record is from RefSeq and is a predicted model, not a curated record. Gene Ontology annotation, molecular function: RNA polymerase II cis-regulatory region sequence-specific DNA binding; DNA-binding transcription factor activity, RNA polymerase II-specific. Gene Ontology annotation, cellular component: nucleus. The transcript has 3 exons. NCBI's taxonomy places the organism in Eukaryota, Metazoa, Arthropoda, Insecta, Coleoptera, Coccinellidae. Bases 442 to 1392 code for a protein of 316 amino acids. Gene Ontology annotation, biological process: anterior/posterior pattern specification; negative regulation of transcription by RNA polymerase II.
AAUCCGGAGCUCCAGUGGGUUUCUAUCCGCGACUUUGGCCAGCCGAUAUCAAGAGGCAUUCGGUAUCCGACGAUCCGCGCGGUGGUGUGCUCGAAGCAGUCGUGUGUCAUACGGUUUUACUGCCCAUUUUUAUAGCCCGGUUUUACGAUUAUUUACAUCGUUAACUGUAAUCAUUUUACUACCGUUUAACGGGCCCAUAACCAUCAAGUGACACUACAAAUGACCUGUUAAAUCUACCGAAUUAUAAUGUCGUAUAUUUUUAUCUUGUUUAUGUGCGACUUUGACUGAGUUUGAAUUUUCGAAUUUAGCAGCGUGCUGCUAUACCAGUGUACCUAUAACUGAUCAGUGUGAGUGCGUCCCAGAGUUUUUUUUUUCGACCGAGUGGACUAUCCCUCGUCACGGGGGAUAACAGGAAAGGGCGCCAAAAUUAACUCCGCAAUCAUGAACUCUUACUUCGAACAGAGUGGCUUCUACGGGGGCCACCACCAUCAGGGUGCAGGGUCCGUGACGGGGGCCCAUCACCACGACCAGAGUGCGGCCGCAGCAGCGGCUUACAGAUCUUUUCCCUUAAGUCUUGGGAUGUCGCCCUACGCCUCCACACAGCACCACCAUCAUCACUCCUUACACCAAGCGAGGCCACCACAAGACUCCCCAUACGACGCCUCAGUCGCCGCUUGCAAGCUCUACUCUUCCUCUGAAAGCCAACAAAACUCCUACAGCAAUUCCGCUAACACCAAACCAGACUGUUCGAAGGGUAACGCAGACCAGAACGGCUAUGCAUCAGUGGUGGCUGCAGCCGCUGUUAAGGACGUUUGGCAAAGUGCGACGAGCGGUGGUGGUGCCAAUCUGGCCAACAGCCUGGCUGGUCCGGUGAGACCAUCGGCCUGCACGCCUGACAGCAGGGUAGGCUACGGUUCCUCCGUUGGCCUGGUCGGCGGCGACCCUUCCUCCAGCCCUGGAUCAGCGACAGGAGGAAGAACCUCCAACUCCCUAUCUUCAUGGAACAACCCUUGCUCGUUGAACACGUCGUCUUCUCAGCCGGUAGGGACGCAGAUUCACCAACAACCAAACCACACAUUCUACCCUUGGAUGGCUAUCGCAGGUGCAAAUGGUCUGAGACGGAGAGGUCGUCAAACCUACACGAGGUACCAAACUCUCGAAUUAGAAAAAGAAUUCCACACGAACCACUAUCUGACGCGACGAAGAAGGAUAGAGAUGGCGCACGCGCUCUGCCUGACGGAAAGACAGAUAAAAAUAUGGUUCCAGAACAGAAGAAUGAAACUGAAGAAGGAAAUACAGGCGAUCAAGGAAUUGAACGAGCAGGAAAAACAAGCGCAAGCACAGAAAGCGGCGGCGGCGGCCGCCGCGGCUGCGCAGGUCGAUCAAAAUUAGUGGAUGACGUCGAUGUUGAUGGCCGAGCAGCUCAACCUAAUCAACUGAGAACCUCAAGGAUGCGAGAGUUACUGGUAGACCUCAGAUCUCUCGGAAGAUGAGGGAUAGCUGCUCACCCAUCAACACAGGAAGAACUGCCCUAUCGGAAGUUGUUCACCAUUCGGACAUUUGUAAAAUUUGUAUAAUUGAAUGUGAAAUAUAUAUAAUAAUAUUAAUCCGAUACGUGUAAAUUUAUGAAGAUUUAUCUGAAAAAAACAAUUUUUGGUGAGUUCUCAGAUCUGAACUAUUAGUUCUAGUCAACAAUAAGAUUCAAAUCAAAAUUUUUUUUUCGCAAUUUUCAACGUGCCAUAAAUCCUGAAACGAUAUAUACGUAAAUCUGUAAUCCUACUAGUUGUAAGAAAGAUGAAUACAAAAGAAAAUCUAUAAUAGCUAAUUGUGCACUUUGUAAAUAAUAUAUCUAAGAAAAAUAAUAAUAAUGAAAAGGUUUAUUUCAUUUACAAACACUGAUUGAUUUAUAUUGUAAAUAUAGCGAUAAGAUCUCAAAGUUUCCUACAUCGGAAUGAAUUGUAUUAUGCAAAGAUUUCGUGCAAUAAUGGAGUGCAACAUUUAGUUUGAAGAAAUUUUAUUUUUAUUUUAUUAUUUGUAGAAAAAUUCAACUAUAUGUAUUAUACAUUUUAUUCAAUAAAUUUGUGGAAAUAAAAUUCAUAUGCCCAAAAAUACUGCAUGAAUUGAAUGUAAAUGGAAAUGAAAAUUAGAUUCGGCUUUUUAUUGAGCAUUGAGCACCGCUUUGUACUAUAGAGUACUUUUCACGUGAAAUGUAAAAUAAAUGUAUAUAUAAUUAUCGAAUGAACCUCUGAAAGAAUUUAAAACUAAAGACAUUAGCAAUUAGAAAAAUAGGAUAGAAUUUAUAGGUUUAUUUAUAUGGUACGUUAUGUUAUUCCGUUUUGUAUUCGUAAAAAUAUCGAAUUGAUUAUAGUGUGCGAUGUGUGCUAACAUUAAAUUACAGUUAGAUACGUCAUUUUUUAUGAUGGAAUCAAGGCAUCCUAACACUGUUAAAAGAGCAGUAUCUUUUUGCACUACAUGUAAUA